Fusarium coffeatum is the source of this 1503-nucleotide messenger RNA. RefSeq lists its product as uncharacterized. NCBI's taxonomy places the organism in Eukaryota, Fungi, Ascomycota, Sordariomycetes, Hypocreales, Nectriaceae. Bases 1 to 1503 code for a protein of 500 amino acids. The transcript has a single exon. The record is from RefSeq and is a predicted model, not a curated record.
AUGUCUCCACCAUUCCGUCGUGCGCCUUUUGUCUGUCGUUGCUGCCUCCAAGCAUCGCGCCGGUCUAUGACAUUGCCACCCAUUCACUACUCAACGCAAGCUGGCGCAUCUAAAACGAAGGAUCAGCAGUUGGAAGACACGACUAAAGAUGAGAAGCAAGAGGAUGAUAUACCGGUGUCUGAGAAAGAACUAGGGCCGAUGGCUCGGCGUCUAGAAGAAGCCACAGAGGAAGCUCUCUUCACAGGCGGAAGGGCUGGACGCCGAGCUGUAGAGGAUGCAGGAUUCUCAGAUGAAUUAAAGGAACGGCUUCUGAACAAGAUUGCCGAUGCGCAGUUCAAAUCGGAAAACGCUAGUGCCUUUGCAGAAGCCGGUCUCUCAUCAUCUGUGGGUGGAGGCACGCGGCAUAUUGCCUCUGCGCAGGCGUGGGCAGGGGAGGAACAUACGGCAGACACCGUACUCCGAAUGUUGGACGAUGCCAGAAAGCCUCUUGCUCCAGGUUUAAGGGGCAAAUACCAGCCACCACCUGUGGAUAUGCGAUUGCAGAAACAGCCGAGACGGUCCCCUGGAGAGAAGGUAGCCAAAGCUAGGGAUAGGGUCAAUACUUACGUAGGUAUGGGGGUCCAAAAGCCAAAUAACGGUAUGAGCGAGGACGAAAAAGAAGCAUGGCGAAAAGAACUGCAAGAACGCUUUGAGCCAGGGGCGAGAGCACUGCCAAACUCAAUCACAGGUCUUGCCGCCCUGGCAAACGAACGUAUCGAGAACGCCAUUGCGAGAGGACAGUUCAAGAACAUACCCCGAGGGAAGGAUAUCGAGCGUGACUCGCGUGCUGAUAACCCCUUCAUCGACACGACAGAAUAUAUCAUGAAUAAGAUGAUUCAACGACAAGACAUCGUCCCACCGUGGAUAGAGAAGCAGCAGGAGCUUGCAAAAGAGUUGGGAACGUUCAGAGGCCGACUGCGCAAUGAUUGGCGGCGAUUUGCGGCGAGAAUGAUUGCUUCCAGAGGAGGCUCGCUGCAGGAUCAGGUGCGUAGGGCGGAAGAGUAUGCAGCUGCGGAAGAAGUGCACAACCCAGUUUCACAGAAGAACGCCUUUGGGCAAGUACACGACAUUAAGACUGCUUCACCCAUGAUUGGAACACCUUUCCGCGACUCGGCCUGGGAACAAGCUGAAUUGAGUUAUCACAAACUAUCGAUCGAGCGUCUUAACGCUCUGACGCGAAGUUACAACCUCAUGGCGCCGGACUUGGCAAAGAAGCCGUAUUUUUCCCUCGAGCGCGAACUUAAGGCAUGUUUUGCUGAAGUUGCGCCCACGAUCGCUCAGGAGAUCCAGGAUCGUGCGACCGGCGGAAAGGCGAGGAGCUUGGGUGGGGGAGGUCAAGCAGGUAGGCAAACUAGCUUAUUGGAGACAUUGGCUGGCGGAGAUAACGUCAAGGUUCAUGUCGAGGCUCAAGAGAAGGCAUACGGACUAAAGGAAUGGUGGAGAGACGUGUGGAAGAAGACCUAA